CCUUUUUGUACCCAUCAUUGAAUUCAUUUUCUUCCAUUUUCUUCUUCUUUCUAUUUUUUUUAAAUUUAAUUUUCCCUAUCAAAAUCAAUCCCCAUAAUUUCUCUCUUUUCUCUUUACAUUUUCUAGUGUAUAUAAGAAGUUUUUAUGUUCACAUAGCUGUCUAUAGCACAAAGGCCUAGUAGCCAUGGAUAAUACCAUGUAUUCUUUCAUUUCAUUUUGCAUGUUAUUGCUUUUUAGUACAUUCAUUGAAGCGGCUCCAAAUGAUUCUCUUAUAACUCACCUACCUGGUUUCAAUGGUGAUUUUCCAUCCAAACACUAUUCUGGAUAUGUGAGUAUAGGGAAGAAGAAUCUCUUCUAUUACUUUGUAGUUUCAGAAAGAAACCCAGGGAAGGAUCCAGUUGUGUUGUGGCUAAAUGGUGGACCAGGUUGUUCUAGCUUUGAUGGAUUUGUUUAUGAACAUGGUCCUUUUAAUUUUCAAGAGGGAAGCCCCAAAGGAAGCCUUCCCACAUUACAUCUCAAUCCGUAUAGUUGGUCUAAGGUCUCAAAUAUUAUUUACCUAGAUUCACCGGCCGGUGUCGGAUUCUCUUAUUCUUGGAAUAUAAGCGAGUAUAUAACCGGAGACCAUAAAACCGCAACCGAUACACAUGCCUUCCUCCUCAAGUGGUUUGGUCUCUAUCCGGAGUUUGUUAGCAAUCCGUUCUAUAUUGCCGGAGAGUCUUAUGCCGGAAUCUAUGUGCCCACUCUUUCUUCCGAAGUGGUGAAAGGGAUCAAAGUUGGUGCAAAGCCCACAAUAAAUUUCAAGGGUUACAUGGUGGGAAAUGGGGUGUGUGACCCUGUUUUUGAUGGCAAUGCUCUAGUCCCCUUUACACAUGGGAUGGCCCUUAUUUCAGAUGAUAUUUUUCAGGGAGUUGAAUCUAGUUGUGGGAAAAAUUAUUCAAACCCUUCUAAGAUUUGUGACGAAAAUAUAAAAAAAGUUUACGAGGCAAUUUCCGACCUAAACAUUUAUGACAUCCUUGAACCUUGCUACCAUGAUCCUACUUCACAACUAGGCUCAAAAGGAAACAAAAGCUUGCCAGUUAGCUUCCAACAAUUAGGGGCUACAGCGAAGCCUCUUCCUGUGAGGACUCGGAUGUUCGGUCGUGCUUGGCCGUUUCGAGCACCGGUUAAGGAUGGUAUCGUCCCUUUAUGGCCUGAACUAGCACAAACGAACAGCCGCGAUGUCCCCUGUUUCAAUGAUGAAGUUGCGACGCUAUGGUUGAAUGAUGCAAAAGUUAGGCAAGCUAUUCAUGCCCAACCGGAAAAUGUAUCCGGGACUUGGGAGUUAUGUACCGAUAGAAUAAGCUAUAACCAUGAUGCUGGGAGUAUGAUUCCAUACCAUAAAACCCUAACACUCCAAGGUUAUCGAGCACUUAUUUACAGUGGAGACCAUGAUAUGUGUGUGCCAUACACUGGAACCCAAGCCUGGACCAGGUCACUCGGAUAUAAGACUAUUAUCCCAUGGAGAUCAUGGAUGUCUAAUGGCCAAGUCUCUGGGUACUUGCAAGGAUAUGACCAUGACAUUACCUUUCUAACCAUCAAGGGAGCAGGGCAUACAGUUCCGGAAUACAAACCAAUGGAAGCAUUAGACUUUUAUAGCCGAUGGUUGGAUCAUAAACCAAUAUGAGGAUGAAAUUGAAGAAAAGAUAGCACUUCUUUGUCAAUCUCCAAAUAUACCCUUUUCUUUUCCCCCAUUUUUCUAAUUAAAAUCAAUGAAAUAAUAUCAUUGGGGUUUUUUUUA
Gossypium arboreum is the source of this 1777-nucleotide messenger RNA. Its product is annotated as serine carboxypeptidase 1-like. NCBI's taxonomy places the organism in Eukaryota, Viridiplantae, Streptophyta, Magnoliopsida, Malvales, Malvaceae. Bases 185 to 1663 code for a protein of 492 amino acids. The record is from RefSeq and is a predicted model, not a curated record. Gene Ontology annotation, molecular function: acyltransferase activity, transferring groups other than amino-acyl groups; serine-type carboxypeptidase activity. The transcript is spliced from 14 exons. Gene Ontology annotation, biological process: proteolysis; secondary metabolic process.